Molecule: messenger RNA, 4874 nt
Organism: Aethina tumida (small hive beetle)
Lineage: Eukaryota; Metazoa; Arthropoda; Insecta; Coleoptera; Nitidulidae
Exons: 2
Coding region: 1-4794 (1597 amino acids)
Molecular function (GO): protein binding
Source: RefSeq, a predicted model, not a curated record
AUGUCUCAGACGGAAACAUCUGAUUCAGAAAUUUCCUCUUCAUCUUCCGACGAAUCUUCUGAGGAAGAAACUUCAGAAGAUGAAUCAACGUUGGAAAAAUACUUGUUCUUCAAGUACAUUCCACUCAACAAAUACGUGGGACAAAAUGAAGAAGCUUUCAACAAAUACGAGACGUUCAGACAAACCUUAAAUCAAUUCACCACUACUGUAUUAAAUCCAAAACACGCGUCUGUGGCCGUAACGGCCAUAUUAUGGCAACUGAGUAGCUAUUUCAAGGUUACAAUUGAAGAAAUCAACUGGGAGGACCAGGUACCUGAAGAUGUUCUUCGGUCUGUUGACAUGAACUCUGAAGAAUACAGCAUGAUUUACAAGGAUCUCUUGUAUUUACUUUGGAAGUCAAAAAUUAUACCUCUAGUUGUUGUUUUUAAUAAUGAAAGCAAGAAAGAAAUCUUAGACUUUUUAAACAAUAACAACAAUCAAUUAUCUUUGGUGUUGCUGUCUGAAAAACCUGUAAAUGUUGACAAAACCUUCAACAACAUAAGCGAAAUAGGAAACGAACAGUUGCUCCUGAACAUCCUGAAAACUGUGACAGUUUCUUUGCAGGGAAAAGAAGGAAUCACCCUAAAACAAGCAAUAGAAGAAAACGACGAACUGUUGAAGAAAAUUACGCCUAACUUAUACGCAGAAUUGAUCUCAAAUUACGUUGUAGGAGGUGACGAGAAAUUUCCAGGUUAUCAAAGUAGAAAGAUUAAAGUUCCGGUUCUUCACAAAUCAGUUUUCGAAGAAACCGAUAAUUUUUUCAUCACUGACGAUGAUUCAUACGUUAAUGUGGCAGAAAAUCAAAAUUCCAACGUCGUUUCCACUUUCUUAUCCAUCGAAGAGACUUUAAAGCAACUGAAGAACGAAACGCGUCCUAAACAUUUUUUGAAAAAACUUUAUGAAGAUUACUAUCAAGUAAAGAUGUCAAUUGGUUCGAUAGCAAAGUUGAAGAACCAUUUGACUGAAGAAAAAAUAGCUGUUACUUACGAAAAUAGUUUGUACGAGACCAAUGUUCCCAUUCAAAUUUUAUACGGCCAGGUAAACUCAGGAAAAACGUGGUUUUUGAAGCACAUGAAGAAAGGGGGAAGGAAACACCAGUUCAACGCGUACUUAAGCGUAAACGACAACUUAAACUUUUUAAACAACUGUAAUUUUACCGAUGACAGCUUCGUUCAACUUCUGGCGAAACUGAACGUUCCCGACGAUGACUUCAAAAGUUUCGCCGAAGAAUUGUUCUUGACAAAAAUGAAGAGUGAAGGCUUUUUACUCCUCUUAGACGACUACAGCCCCAACUUCACCAAACUUGAUGAACUACUGAAACUCACCCAGGAAAUAAAGGCGCAAGUUUGGAUCGGAACCACAGACGAAAGUAUUGAAGAAAAACUGCAUCUUCUACCCUUGGAACUGCUGAAAAUGAGCGACGCCCCUAUUUAUCCGAUGUUCGAUCAAAUACCUAUAAAUCUCUACAAGCGAUUGGACUUGAACCACCUGCAACGGGAUCUGAUGAUUAAAGCCUUCAAUCAAUUCACCCUAACAACUCUUCCUGAACAAUUUUCUUCGGUUGUGGUGUCUUCAAUGUUGAAAACUGUGUCGAAUUUCUUCAAUUUUAAACUGGAGACAAUUAAAUGGGAUGAUCCUGUGCCCAAACAUAUUUUGGACAUUAUUUACGUGACGAAACGUGCCGACUUUGAAAACCUGGUGACACCUGGUGAAGCCUUAAUUUACAAAGAUCUUCUGUAUCUUGUUUGGCGAUUAAAAAUUAUACCUCUGGUAGUUAAAUAUGAUCAGAAAUUCGAGGAGGACAUUAAAGAUUUUGCUGCUUCUGGUUUGCCUCUAGUAAUUUUAAAGAAAGAAGAAUCGAAUGUCCAAUUUCAAGACACGUUUAAUAAUCUAAGUGAGAUUAAAAAUAUAGAAGUGCUGAAGCAAAUUUUGGAAGGAAUAAUUGUGGCAACACAAGAUAAAUGUCCUUUGAAAGUUGAAGAGUUGUUGGAUGAACAAGUUCUGAAGAAAAUAACGCCGAAAGUUUUCGUCUUGUUGAUGACGAGGAGUGUUAACUUUCACGAUGAUUUCGAAGCUGUUAAAUAUUACGUCCCCAGAAAGUUUACAGUGCCUGUUUUGAAGAAAAGUACUAUAGUUAAUCUUCCCGGCAAAUUCAUAAUUGAAAACGAAGAGGGCAGCGAAAUUUUACCAUCAAACCCUGCGAACAACAACGAAGAAAUCGUCCUGAAACAACUAGACGACUAUUGUGAAGUCAUUUCUUCAACAGGAAAUAUAACGUAUUUGCUCGAGCAUUUGGUGAAAGACGAACUAAGUUGCAGAUAUGAAGAGAAUAUUCUAGCCUCUUCUUCACCUCUCGUGUUAUUUUAUGGGCCUAGUGGCUUUGGCAGGACCACAUUUUUCAAGCAAAUGCAAAGGAAAAUAAAGGAGGAACAGUGCUCAAUUUAUGUAAACGCCAACGAACACUUGGAGAUCUUAAACAAUUUAGAUUACAGUGGAGAUUCUCUAAUAGAUUUUUUGUUGAGCUUCGACAUCAAAACUGAAGAAGUUAAACAUUUUGCAAAGGUAUUACUGUGUAAAAGAUUAAAAGAAGAUAAAGUCCUUGUAUUUCUCGACGACUGUAAUGAAAACUUCAUUAAGAUAAAGGACUUUGUAAACUGUUGUAAAAGAUUGAAAAUCAAAUUGUGGGUCGGCACGAAACGUGGCAAGCUCCAGGAAGACCUAGAAUGCUUGGCUGUGGAAAUGUUACCGUUCGACGAAACUGAUCAGAUCUUAUUCUUGGAAAACUUCUAUAAAUACACCGAAGAAGACGAGGAAAGGCGAGACGAACUCCUGACAAAGAUCGUCAAAAAUCAACAGGAAGUUUUAUGUGAGAUCUUCGGACAUCCCAUCAUCAUCAAAACUUUAGCGGAAAUCUUCGAAUUCAUCUCGGACUUCGACAAGGACACGAUUUCUUCGUUUUUCGUCGACAACGAUGAGAUCAACGACAAAAGCGACGUAAUUAGAUGGUUCCUCUCAAAUCGGGAGAACAAAACGUUGACCGAAGCCAUCAGAAGUUGCGAGGAGGUCGACAUUCUUGAAAAACUGGUCGACGUAUUAAAAAUCGACUUGAAUUACACGGACGUCUACAACAGAUCUUUGGCACUCGAAGUGGUGGAGAGCAAAAACGUGGAGGUGUUCAAAUUUUUACUAGAACGUGAAGUUAGUUUAACUGAUAGGGAUUUACGUAACGGAACGACCAUCUUUCACGUUUGUGCCUCCAAAGGUUGCGUCAAAAUCGCCAAUCUCAUCAAGGAUAAGUAUUUGGUAAACCUGGAGGAUUACUUGAUGAAAAUACCGAUAUUUUAUGCGGUUGAAGGGAGCAAAAGUGACAUGGCCAAGUGGUUGAUUAUAAAAGGCAGUGACUUAGAGAAAAAAGAUAAAGAUGGUAACACAAUUCUGCACAAAGUUGCAGAAAAUGAUUUAGAAGAAGUUGCUGAGAUAUUAAUUAAGAAACAAGUGGAUAUAAAUGCACAAAAUAACAACAAAGAGACUCCUUUGUUUUUAUCAAUACUGGCUGGUACUUCCAUCACGUCCAUUCUAUUGCAAAACAAGGCGGAUGUUAACGUUCAAAACAAAAAUGGCUACAGUGUUGUACACUUGUUGUCCAUGACCAAUAACGUUGGGCUUGCCCAACAACUACUCGAAAACGGUGCAGACUUAAACCUAGUAGAUAAUAAAGGGAGGUCUGCAGUAUAUUUAGCUCUGGAAACGAAGAACCAAAAGAUGUUUGACCUCCUAUCAAAAACGUCAGGAAAUUUAUUAAAACAGGCGACGUUAAACUCCAACGUCGAUUUAAUAAAGUCAUUAAUAACCGAUCACAAUUUAAACGUGGACGAGGAAGACGACCACGGGGAACCCCCCAUAUUACACGCCCUAAAUAACAACAAACCGGAAGUUGUAAAACUAUUAAUAGAACAUGGCGCCAAUUUAAAAAAGCAUCAAAGGGAAAUUGUUCAAAAGGUUGUAAGUUUGGGUUUUAUGGAGCUUAUGGAGUUCUUCAACCAAAAUUUAACGUUUAAGGACGAUCAAAACAGAUCCUUGUUGUUUUUUGCUGUUUUAAACAACAAAGAAGACAUGGUUAAGUGGUUAAUUGAUAACGGUGCGCCCACAGACACGAAAGAUUCAAAAUUCGACUAUGGAUUGUUGCAUUUAAGUGCCAGUUUGGGACACAUGAACAUAACAAAGAUGUUAUUAAACCAUUGCGAUGUAAAUGAACUGAAUAAAAAGCAUGAGUCGCCGUUAUCCUUGGCAGUACGUUUCCAACAUCCUGAAAUUGUACUGCUUUUGUUAGAAAACAACGCCGACAUUAACUGGACGAAUCCCAGGGAUAAAACGACGCUUUUACACCUUUGUUCCUGCACUGGAAAUACUCGGAUAUUAAAAAUAUUGCUCGAAAACAACCUGGAUGUGAACUCUAGAGAUGUUACGAACUGGACACCUUUAUUUUAUGCCAUUGAUUAUAAACAUGUUGAAUCUGUACAACUUUUAUUAGAAAAUGGAGCAGACUUAUUAGUGAAGGACUCCAGAAAUGGAAGGAAUGUUUUACAUAGAAUUGCAGAGCAUGGAACAGCUGAAUUGUUUAAGGCUUGUGUCCAAGUUGACUGGAAUUGUUUGGAUGACUUUGGAUUCACUCCUUUGACCCUCGCUAAUGUUAACAACAGAACGUGUACCGCUUAUUUAAUGGAGAAUGGUGCCAAAGAAGAAAUUUCAGUUUAAUGUGUUGUAAUAUUUACAAUUGUAUAAUUUUUAAAUUAAAUAAAACCCACAGUAUUAAAACUUUUAUUAAACUUAAUCCU